Messenger RNA from Trypanosoma brucei brucei TREU927, 603 nucleotides. RefSeq lists its product as hypothetical. The record is from RefSeq and is a predicted model, not a curated record. Lineage: Eukaryota; Euglenozoa; Kinetoplastea; Trypanosomatida; Trypanosomatidae. The coding region runs from base 1 to 603 and encodes 200 amino acids. The transcript has a single exon.
AUGCGGCGCCUGUAUCGCAUGUGUAUUGUUGUAAUUCUUUUCGGUUUAGGUUGGGAGAAACUUUUGACGCCUGAACCUUUAUCUUUGGUUCUCCCUGAGAACUACUCACAGGAAGGAUUGAGCGGUUUAUAUGGCUCGGGGAGAAAUCUUAAUCAUACCGAGACCAGAAUGCUUUAUUCUUCCAUUGUAUAUAAUCUUAAAAAUGACACGGAUGGUGCGUUUGCAAUAUUAGCCGCUGCUGACCGAGCAAUGCUCUGUAGCGCUAUAAGGUGGCAAAUCCGACUAUAUGCGCGCUCAAGGGAUGGAUCGUAUUUCGUCCCAUGGGUAACUGACGUUGUGCUUCAGUUAAGGGAUGCGUAUGUUCACUCCUUCAAAUACAUCAUUCAAAGUAUUGUCAGCGAUAUAACCGAUUCAGUCAGCGGUGGUGUGUCGUUCCGCCGCACGUUACUGGUGGUCAAGCAGAUGCGUGUAUGUUUCUUUUCACCUGUCAAUUCGACGGGCUGCCCGUCGUAUUCGUUUCUUCGCAAUGUUAGAGAGAAAACGGACGCUGAUAUUAUAGCCUCGUGUGCAACGACAGAUCCUAGUUACAAUACCCAUUUGUAG